GCACCGUGUCUGUGACGAGCAGACCACGCGCAAGCCCCCCGCAGUGCCCAGUUAACUCAGGAAGGAUUUGGUGAUAGCACCACCGGUGUGGCCCAAGCAACGACUAAUGCAGACGUCUUGUGGCUAUGGGCGGGAAACAGUCUCACGGCUUCUCCAACAAGGAGCUAAGCGAGGUGAGUGUGAGCCAAGGAGGCCGGAGGAGCACGAGUGGCGACCAGACCAGCCUUUCCUCGGCAGCAGAGAGAAUCCGCAGACACGCUACGGUGCAUUUUGGCUACAGCACCCUGAGCCUGGCUAUGCGCGGGCUCGAUGAUGCCCCGGCCGAGUUGUGGGAGCUGCGUGAGCUGCAGAAGCUCAACCUGUCCAUGAACUGCCUGUGCUCGCUGCCACCAGCCUUGAGUGCGAUGGACAACCUGGUGGUGCUCAACCUGUGGGGCAACAACCUGAGCAGCCUGCCACCCGAGAUCGGCCUGCUGAAGAAGCUGCGUGUGCUCUUCGCUUGCCGCAACCGCCUCAGCGAGGUGCCCGAGGAGCUGGGCUCCUGCACCUGCCUGGAAGUGCUUAGCCUGGCCAACAAUCAGAUUAGCAGCCUGCCCGGCAGUUUGGCAACCAUGCGCAACCUGACCAAGCUUAACCUGAGCCACAACCGCAUCGCCCACAUCCCUACCUGCGUCUACAGCAUGAAGGGCCUGGUCUUCCUCCACCUGGCCUGCAACCGCCUGGAGACCAUCGCCGACCAGAUCCAGGACCUGGUAAACCUCAAGAUCCUCAUCGUGGAGGGGAACAGUAUCCACACCCUGCCCAAGACACUCUGCUUCCUGGAGUCCUUAGAACUCCUCAAUGUAGACUUCAACGAACUGCAGAGCGUGCCAGUGGAGAUGUACCUGCUGAUCCGGCUCAGGAGGCUGGCCUGCCAUCCUCUGGACAAGGGGCUCCAUAUCAUACAUAACCCCCUGCUCAAGCCCAUUCAGGAGGUUUUGCAAGGAGGACUCAGCUCCCUGUAUAACUACCUCAAACCUACGUGAGGCGCCGUCGAUGACCGGCACCCGGCCGACGGCGGACACGUGGAUGCUCACGCCUCAAACAAAUACCCGGCCCACCACGGAUUCCACAAUCACUAUUACAUCACAGGGCCUUUUUUAAGCACACAAAUAGAUUUAAAGUGUCGUUGGCUGUAAAUAAACAACUACAAACCGCCGACACGCGCGCUAUGCCGAACGCGUGUGUGAGCGUAAUCCGCAGUUAAGGGUUAGAAGGAGGCGACAAAGUUUUACAAGUCCACAUUUGGAGGCUGAUUAGUGGGGAGUGGUUGGUGCAGAGGUGGAUAGCACACAUGGUUUGUUGCAUUCAGGUCACGGGGAUCAGCCAGUGGAAAGAACAGUAGAGCAGAAGGGGAAAACUUAUGCAACAAGGAGCUGACAAGAAAUACCUCCAGUGUGAGAUGCAUUACUGAAGGAUUUCUAAAAGUCCGUAAUGGAAUUGUCAGUGACACAUUUGUGCUGGGAAGUUAAUUAUGAAUAAGUAGUAAAAUACUCAAAUAAAACAGGAGGCUUAUCAUCACAUUGUGACAUUUGAAUUAAGGUUGUUUUUUUUUUUUUUUACCAUUUUGUUUGAAGGAUUAAAGCAAAAUAAAAAAUAAAAAUUACUCAUCUGGUUAUUUCAUGUCACUAUCCAGUUUUUUGUUGUUGCAACAAAUGUGUCCAUUGAGGUUCUGAUUUUAUUCACUUCAAUAUUUGCUUGUAAUAUUAUUGCUUUAUUUAUUUCUGUAAAUAUUUGAUCACCAUUGUAAUAGUUUCGAGAACACGAUCAACUGUAAACUUU
This is a messenger RNA of Syngnathus typhle (broad-nosed pipefish), 1821 nucleotides long. RefSeq names its product leucine-rich repeat-containing protein 30-like. The record is from RefSeq and is a predicted model, not a curated record. Lineage: Eukaryota; Metazoa; Chordata; Actinopteri; Syngnathiformes; Syngnathidae. Bases 126 to 1025 code for a protein of 299 amino acids. The transcript has a single exon. Gene Ontology annotation, molecular function: protein binding.